AAAAAGGCUCUAAAUCCCGAGGCUCUCAUGAACGUUAGCCAAAUCAUCUGCCACAGAGGGUACCCCAGUGAGGAGUAUGAAGUGCUGACUCGUGAUGGCUACUACAUCCACCUGAAUAGAAUUCCUCAUGGAAGAGAAAAGCCUAAGAACAGAGGGGCCAAGCCAGUCGUGUUUCUCCAGCACGGGAUAUUUGGAGAAAGCAGCCACUGGGUGGAAAAUCUGGCUAACAACAGCCUUGGCUUCAUACUAGCAGACUCUGGCUAUGAUGUGUGGCUGGCAAACAGCCGGGGGACGAGCUGGUCCCGGAGACACCAGCACCUUUCAGCCGACCAGGCAGAAUUCUGGGAUUUCAGCUUCCAUGAGAUGGCAAUGUACGACCUCCCGGCCGCCAUCGACUUUGUGCUGCAGAAAACGGGGCAGAAGCAGCUCCACUACGUUGGCUACUCCCAGGGCUGCUCAAUUGCGUUUAUUGCGUUUUCAUCCAUGCCCGAACUGGCUCAGAAAGUCAAAAUGUUUUUUGCCCUGGCUCCAGUAGUGUCACUCAAGCACACCAGAAGUCCAUUCAUGAAGAUGCAGGUCCUUGUGGACAGCAAGCUCAACAUGAUUCCGCUGCUGCUGGGCAGGACGGACGCGUCCCUGAGGAUCAGGAAGCUCUGGCGCUUUCUCCCCGAGCUCUGCAGGCACACACUGCUGCACAAGCCCUGUGCCAACCUGCUCUUCCUGCUGGGUGGCUACAACGAGAAGAACCUCAACAUGACACGGCUGGAUGUGUACACAUCCCACUACCCAGAUGGCACCUCUGUCAAAAACAUCAUCCACUGGGCCCAGGUGAUAAAAUCUGGAGAAUUCAAAGCCUUUGACUACGGCAGCAAGAACGCAGCUAGGUACCACCAGGACACACCACCUUUGUACCGCCUGGAGGACAUGCCAGUGCCCACCGCGGUGUGGUCGGGAGGGCAGGACUGGGCAGCUGACUGGAGGGACGUGCUCCAGCUGCUGCCCCGCAUCAGCCACCUCGUCACCUACACCCACAUCCCCGACUGGAACCACUGGGACUUUGUCUGGGGCCUGGAUGCCCCUGGGCGCCUCUACAGCAGCAUCCUGAAGCUGAUGGAGGGGUCCUGGUAG
This is a messenger RNA of Lonchura striata (white-rumped munia), 1128 nucleotides long. Its product is annotated as lipase member M. The record is from RefSeq and is a predicted model, not a curated record. NCBI's taxonomy places the organism in Eukaryota, Metazoa, Chordata, Aves, Passeriformes, Estrildidae. Gene Ontology annotation, molecular function: hydrolase activity, acting on ester bonds.